This is a messenger RNA of Aspergillus steynii IBT 23096, 1120 nucleotides long. Its product is annotated as ribosylnicotinamide kinase. The record is from RefSeq and is a predicted model, not a curated record. Gene Ontology annotation, cellular component: cytoplasm. The coding region runs from base 72 to 1079 and encodes 335 amino acids. The transcript is spliced from 2 exons. NCBI's taxonomy places the organism in Eukaryota, Fungi, Ascomycota, Eurotiomycetes, Eurotiales, Aspergillaceae.
CUCAAACCCCCUCCUCGAGAUAGAUCGCAUCGGCACUAGUCCCUGGGAAAUCCGAGACCAGGAGAGCAGAAAUGGCUACGAUAAUCGGGAUCUCGGGGCCUUCCUCAUCGGGCAAAACCACCCUGACGAGACUGUUGCACCGGAUCUUCAAUUCCACCUCCCCAACAACCAGCGCGAAUUCCAAUGCCAGUGACAAUGCCAACUCCAACCCUUUGAAAACAUUCAUCAUCCACGAAGAUGACUUCUACUUCCCUGAUGACCGAAUCCCCACCACCACCCUCCCCUCCGGCAAAACAAUCCAAGACUGGGAUUGCGCGGCCGCAAUCGACAUCCACCUCCUCAGCGCCUCUCUCACCUACGUGCGCACAAACGGGACCCUCCCGCCCCGUCUCCUUAGCAAAGAAGACCAGAACGAAGUCAGCGACUCGGGCGUGUCCGAGGACGUGGUUCUCGGGCUGCGGAGGAGUGUCCAGGAGCGGAUUGCCGCCCGGCGCGGGGGUCAGCGCACGGUGGCGUUUCUGGAGGGGUUUUUGCUGUAUGCGCCGACGGGGAUAGCGGAGGCGGAGGCUGAAGGGGAGGGGGAGGGGCAUCCGUUGCGAGACGUGCAUGGGUUGAUUGAUGUGCGGUUGUUUUUGCCGGCGCCGUAUGACCAGGUGAAGAGGAGGAGGGAGAGUCGGAGUGGGUAUGUGACGAUUGGGCCGGCGCCGACGCCGACGGCCACGACGAAGGAGAGCGCGGGGGAGGAGGAGAGGGGGGAAGUGGAUUUGGAGGGGGAGGAUGAUCGGCCGCCGCAGAAUUUCUGGACGGAUCCGCCGGGAUACGUGGAUGAUAUUGUGUGGCCGCGGUAUGUGCAGGAUCAUGCGUGGUUGUUGCUCCCGGAAGGUGAAUCGGGACAGGGAGAUGCGACUAGCUGUCUUGGAGUCGAUCCUCAGGAGGUGGUUAAGCUGGUGGGACAAGGCGUUAAUGUGAGGACCGAUGCUGGAGUUACGGUGGCACCCGGUCAGGGAGAUAUACCGAUGGUGGACAUCCUGCAGUGGGCAGUGGAGGAGGUGAUGAAAUAUCUGGAGACUUCACAAUAGAACGAGUAGACCAAUUUCAGCUGCAUAUCACAUGUGUAGGU